CCCAGCGACCAUGCGGAGCCUGCUGAUAGUGCUGCUCGCCGUCUGUGCCGGCCGCGCGGCCGGGCGCGCGGCGCCCAACAACGUGCAAACGGUGGUGGCCGGCUCCCAGACGGGCUUCACGACCGGCGGCGGCUCGCUGGUGGGCUCGGCGCGCGGCGCGGCGGCCGCCGCUUCGCAGAGGGUGUUCCGCGUGCCAGGGCACACCCAACUGGACACGCGCGCCUCCAACGGCGCCGUCACCCUGCAGGGCGCCUCCGCCGGUCACGGCCAGUUCGCCCAGCAGGGGUCAGUUCUGACCGGCACCAACAGCCAUCUGGGCAGCGUGACGGCCGGCGGCGUGGCGACCAAUAAAGGCGCCUCGCACAACGCCGCGCUGGGCAACGCCGUCACAGGCGCGGCGUCCGGGCGUCAGCGAGUGUCCCAGGCCGGUGUGUUGGUCAACCCCGGCGGCCAGCGUGUCGGCCAGGUCAACACGGGUCUCGACCUGAGCGCUGUGGCGAGCGUGGCCGCGCAGGGCGCCGUCCGCGGCACAGGAACCUUCGGCGGCACCAACACCCUGACCGCCACGUCGCGCCACGUGAGCCCCGUGGCGCUGCCCGGUGCGGCCUUGCCCGGCGGAAACGUGCUGGUCGGCGUGGGACAGCCGGCUGUGGCUGCUCCUCCAGCACCGGCAAUGAAUAGAGGCGGAGGGAUGAUGGGCAUGAUGGGGGGAAUGCGGCGUGGGCGUGGUGGUAGACGGCACAAGGAUUAGUGCCCAAUAUCCCGCAAAAAGUGCACAGCUUUAAGGUAUUCUUUCUUACCCUUAAAUUUCCUGCACCAUGCCUCAAAUUUCGUCGGAUAUUAAAGACACCCCGAAAAAACACACGGAAAACAACGCAAGAACUGAACUAUCUGUAACAAUCGAAGAAAACACAACAUUCAUAAACAGCACAAUGGCGCAAGUGUUAACAGCCUGUGUAUGCCUCUACUUCACAUAAGCACGAAAGGGAGCUGAUAUGCAAUGACCACGUAAACGGAGAUAUGAGAUGGGGGAUACAGCCAGCAAACAAGAUGUAAGGCAAACACAGGAGUGGAGACGCUCUUGCUUCGAAAUGUCCUGAAAUGCUUGCCCUCGGACAUGAACGAAGAAAAGGAAUAGCAGCACUCACACUGCUUUCAUUCCCACAUGCUUGACAGAGUUCAUCACAGGGAGGGCCUAACAAAAGACCAGGAAGCCACUACAAGGAUCUGUGUAGUUGCAGAGUUCCGCAGAACGCCACCAUCCUGUUCGGGCCCUCUUCAAUGCCGGUUUUAUCUUUGUUAAGAUCUUGCCUGCUCACAUACGCAAUGUACGCGCUCCACCUUACAUGCAAAUGCUCUCCUUUAAGGUCAGACUGAUAGCAUCGGCAUUGUUUUGUGUUCCUGUAUCGCUCGUUUCUCUACGUCCCCCGUCCUGCAGCAACUGCAGGCCGUUACAGUGCCUCCACUGCCCAAUGCGUUGUGACAACUGGUGCAUAAGAAAAUACACGACAUGAGCGGAGCAUUC
Messenger RNA from Pollicipes pollicipes, 1525 nucleotides. RefSeq lists its product as uncharacterized. The coding region runs from base 11 to 751 and encodes 246 amino acids. The transcript has 2 exons. NCBI's taxonomy places the organism in Eukaryota, Metazoa, Arthropoda, Thecostraca, Pollicipedomorpha, Pollicipedidae. The record is from RefSeq and is a predicted model, not a curated record.